Messenger RNA from Trifolium pratense (red clover), 1075 nucleotides. RefSeq lists its product as uncharacterized. The record is from RefSeq and is a predicted model, not a curated record. NCBI's taxonomy places the organism in Eukaryota, Viridiplantae, Streptophyta, Magnoliopsida, Fabales, Fabaceae. The transcript has 7 exons. Bases 523 to 969 code for a protein of 148 amino acids.
GGCAAUUUCCCAUUGUCUGUUUCAAACACUUGGAAUUCUACAAAGCUUUUCAUCAAUGAGAAAAUUCCAGAAAUUUUGGAGUUCAAGACAAGAUUAUCUGAAGCUAUUUCAAAUGGAACCAUUGCUGACAUUGUUGAUACACCUUCUCAACUCAUGAGCCAAUCAUCUGGAGGGUCGAUGUAUACUCCUGAACAGAAAUUAUGUCACAACGCUGAAAUCAUGUCACUACCACAAAUGAUGUCUCUUUCUAGGGAUACAAACUGUGUUACUGUUGUCAACACUGUUCGAGUGAGGACUAAUAAUAAGGGAUGGUAUUAUCAAGCUUGCUAUAAAUGUCCCAAAACUGCAAGCGGUGAUUAACCACCUUUUAAGUGUGGUGAUGGCCAUCCAACUGAAACUGAGAUUUGGAAGUAUCGAGUUGAUGUUGAUGUUGUAUAUGCAAAUACUGAAGCAACAUUUACCUUUUGGGACCGUGAAUGCGAAGAGAUCUUCAAAGAAUCGGCAGCUUCUCUUCGUGCUAAAAUGAUUGCGAUAGGAUAUAACGACCCUCGCGAAUAUCCUACCACCAUUGACACAAUUGAAGGUCGAACUUUGGCAGUACGAGUUAAGUGGCAGCCUAAAUGGUCAAAUGGAUCUGUUCAAGGAGUUCAUGACGGAGAAAACUUCAUUGAGGAUCUCAAAGCUCAAUUCACUUCUGCUCAAGAUCCCAAACCACUGGAACAAGUUCCCUCCCCCUUCACUGAGGAAAUUACAUCUUCUGAAGCUGUUGAAUCCAAUCGUGAAGCAGAUUAUCUUAUUCCAACGGUCUCUUUGUCUGAUACUGAUGAAAUUGAUCCUAAUCUGUUGACAAUGAAUACACCUUCAAAAAGAACUGGAGCUGAUCUUAAAGAUGACAACAUUGAAGCUGCUGAUUUCAUUGGUUCCAAACUAUCUUCCACUAAAAUGCCGAAACACCCAAAAAUGGAGUAACCGAUGUUGUAAUCGACUAAUAUUGCUAUGUUUAGGAUUUGUGCUUAUCAGUAACAAUAUAACUUAAUGCCUCCUUUUUUUAUGUGUUCUUGAAACAAUAGAACAC